Messenger RNA from Myotis lucifugus (little brown bat), 1381 nucleotides. It is a transcript of the gene WNT2, whose product is annotated as Wnt family member 2. The record is from RefSeq and is a predicted model, not a curated record. Bases 293 to 1375 code for a protein of 360 amino acids. Gene Ontology annotation, biological process: canonical Wnt signaling pathway; multicellular organism development; cell fate commitment. Gene Ontology annotation, cellular component: extracellular region. The transcript is spliced from 5 exons. NCBI's taxonomy places the organism in Eukaryota, Metazoa, Chordata, Mammalia, Chiroptera, Vespertilionidae. Gene Ontology annotation, molecular function: frizzled binding; cytokine activity.
GAGCGCACUGGGCGCGGGAGGCGCGCAGAGCUCUCGGCCGCUGCGCUCGCGGCGCCUGGGGAAUUGGGCUGUGGGCGAGGCGGCCGGGUUGGCCUUUAUCGCUCGCCCGGCUCGUCCUCGGAAACUUUAUCAGCGAGUCUCGCCACUCGCUGCAGACCGAGCGUGGGGGGCGGGGGCGCGGCGCGGCGCUGGCGGCGGUGACCAGGCGCUCCCGGGGCUGAGCGCCUCUGCUCGGGGCACGCAUGGCGCCCGCACACGGAGUCUGACCUGAUGCGGACGCAAGGGGGUUAAUAUGAACGGCCCUCUCGGUGGAAUCUGGCUCUGGCUCCCUCUGCUCUUGACCUGGCUCAGGCCUGAGGUCAGCUCUUCAUGGUGGUACAUGAGAGCUACAGGCGGCGCCUCCAGGGUGAUGUGUGACAAUGUGCCAGGCCUGGUGAGCCGCCAGCGGCAGCUGUGCCACCGACACCCAGACGUGAUGCGUGCCAUUGGCCUGGGCGUGGCAGAGUGGACAACGGAGUGCCAGCACCAAUUCCGCCAGCACCGCUGGAACUGCAACACCCUGGACAGGGACCACAGCCUCUUCGGCAGGGUCCUGCUCCGAAGUAGUCGGGAAUCUGCCUUUGUUUACGCCAUCUCCUCAGCUGGAGUUGUAUUUGCCAUCACCAGGGCCUGUAGCCAAGGAGAAUUAAAAUCCUGUUCCUGUGAUCCAAAGAAGAAGGGCAGUUCCAAGGACACCAGGGGCACCUUCGACUGGGGCGGCUGCAGUGAUAACAUUGACUAUGGGAUCAAGUUUGCCCGCGCGUUCGUGGAUGCCAAGGAGCGGAAAGGCAAGGACGCCAGAGCCCUGAUGAACCUGCACAACAACAGGGCUGGCAGGAAGGCUGUGAAGCGGUUCUUGAAGCAAGAGUGCAAGUGCCACGGCGUGAGUGGUUCCUGUACGCUGAGGACGUGCUGGCUGGCCAUGGCCGACUUCAGGAGGACGGGCGACUACCUGUGGAAGAAGUACAACGGGGCCAUACAGGUGGUCAUGAACCAGGACGGCACUGGCUUCACUGUGGCCAACAAGAGGUUUAAGAAGCCAACGAAAAAUGACCUCGUGUAUUUUGAGAAUUCUCCAGACUACUGUAUCAGGGACCGAGAUGCAGGCUCCCUGGGCACGGCCGGCCGCGUGUGCAACCUGACCUCCCGGGGCAUGGACAGCUGCGAAGUCAUGUGCUGCGGCAGAGGCUACGACACGUCCCGCGUCACGCGGAUGACCAAGUGCGAGUGCAAGUUCCACUGGUGCUGUGCCGUGCGCUGCCAGGACUGCCUGGAGGCCCUGGACGUGCACACGUGCAAGGCCCCGAAGAGCGCCGACUGGGCGGCGCCCACAUGACCCCAG